Messenger RNA from Tachysurus vachellii, 2353 nucleotides. RefSeq names its product RAB35, member RAS oncogene family a (gene rab35a). Gene Ontology annotation, molecular function: GTP binding; GTPase activity. The coding region runs from base 251 to 856 and encodes 201 amino acids. NCBI's taxonomy places the organism in Eukaryota, Metazoa, Chordata, Actinopteri, Siluriformes, Bagridae. The record is from RefSeq and is a predicted model, not a curated record. Gene Ontology annotation, cellular component: endosome membrane; plasma membrane. The transcript is spliced from 6 exons. Gene Ontology annotation, biological process: endocytic recycling.
UUUAUAAACCGCGGAUAGCAGUAAGCUAACAGCCCCCGAGGGCAGUCGCGUGUCUUCUGGGUGUGAAUCGCUGGAUAAAGUGUCUAAAAUACCCGCCGGCUAAAGGGGAGACAUCUCCGUUACGGAGAAAGGCUACAAUCUCUCAGCCGGGGGGAGGGAGAGAGAGACCGGUUUACACCCAGUGUUGUUUUGACACACCGGACAUUGAGACGGAAAACGACGCGCAGACGGGGACCUAGUGAGCGGUGCUAUGGCGCGGGACUACGAUUACCUCUUUAAGCUGCUCAUCAUCGGCGACAGCGGUGUGGGAAAAAGCAGCCUACUGCUGAGGUUCGCAGACAACACGUUUUCAGGUAGCUACAUUACCACCAUCGGCGUGGACUUUAAGAUCAGGACAGUGGAGAUAAAUGGAGAGAAGGUGAAGCUGCAGAUUUGGGACACAGCGGGACAGGAACGGUUCCGUACCAUCACUUCAACGUAUUACCGAGGCACACAUGGUGUGAUUGUGGUCUAUGAUGUGACAAGUGCAGAGUCCUUUGUAAACGUCAAACGAUGGCUUCAUGAAAUCAACCAGAACUGCGACGAUGUUUGUCGAAUAUUAGUGGGUAAUAAGAACGAUGACCCCAACUCCAAGGUAGUGGAGACAGCCGACGCACAGAAGUUCGCCGAGCAGAUGGACAUCCGGCUGUUUGAAACUAGCGCUAAAGAGAACGUCAACGUGGAGGAUAUGUUUAACUGCAUUACCGAGCUGGUUCUCAGGGCGAGGAAAGAGACCAUGGCCAAGCAGCAGCAGCAACAGCAGAGUGAAGUGGUCAAACUCGGCAGGAACAGCAAACGCAAGAAGAAGUGCUGCUAACAGAUCGGAGUUGUAGCGCUACACUCUCAGAGCCAACUAAACAUGCCACUGAACUGACAAGAGCCAGAGAACAGCCACACAGCGCAGCAUCCCGAGAGAGACGAGCCAAAUCAAAUCGACAGAGAUGUAUCUAUAUAGAAAUCUACUAAUUAAAUUUUUUUUCCUGAUUUUCUAUUUACACACACAACAGACUUAGGAUUGGAUUUAGGUGGCUACCACAAUGACCUGUAAAGGAGAAAUGUGCGAAGUCUGUAAUCUUGCCAGCCCUCAGAUUAACACCCAUUUUGAACCCCAUUGACACGAUGGUAUCUCAUCUGCUCAAUUUUCUUUUGCGUCAUCUAGACAAGAAUGUGCCAUUUGACACAAAUGAGGAUGACAAUGAUGAAGAACCAUGCUGCUUUCUUCUUGAGAGCUCCUCAUGAUUUAUCAAUUCACAGGAAGUCUAGCCUGGACCAAACGCUCAUCUCCCCACCAAUCCCUCAGAGAUUAAAUAUUUUUUGCUCAUAUUUUUAUUUUUAUUUUUUCAUUUUGCUUGUUGUUGUGCAUUCAAUUUUUUUUUUUUUUAAACUAACAAAAUAUACCACUGUAAUCAGUCACAGGGGAUUUUGGUGCCACCAUCCGGACCUUUUUGCUCUUACAGUGCCGAAGGAAAUUACUGGACCUCAGUGCAGUGAAAUAACUGAACUCGUAUAUGGAAAAGGGAUAACUGUAUUCAGACAUGCACACUGUAGUGUUAUUGGGAGAUUCGUAUCAACAUCCUUAAAUUUCACUCGCCUGCUUUACCUGGACUCGGGUGUGAUGACAAAUUGGCCAAGUGGCCAAACAAUCAGCUACCGGUCAUUACGAAAUCCAGGACAAGCUUUGGAACUGAAGACGCUUCUUCUGUUAGAUAAAGAUAUCAGCGAUAGAGUGGAAUAUCUUUAGUAACGAGAAAAGUCAUUGAAGACUGAUGUUGAUAAUAUGUUCAUUCUGACCUGUUUAUUCUCGCUCCUUUAAUCGUUUCAGAAAACAGCAGAAACAGUUGCCAAAUCCAGGUGAAUGUUUAUACAAGAUUCAUGUAUUCAAAUGUCAAGGAAUACCUGUAUAACUAGCAGGUGUAUUUAGGACACACACCCCCUCUUUGCAUAUUACAUCGUCGUAACCCAACUCUGAUUGGAAGGCACAGAGUUUAACAGAAAAACAAACCCGAUCAUGUUUAGACACACAUAUGAAACGGCAGACAGCACAGGGAAGUUCAAACAAACUUCUCAAGCACCAAGUUAGCAGAACGUGAGCCGUGAACGUGCGCGUGCAUAUCACUGUUGUAAUCUACACAAUGUACAUAUACAAACACGCAUAUCCGUAGGCGAACAUCAGCCUGUGUGAGUUUUAUAUAUGUGUAAGUUUGAUGAUCUGGUGUGCACUGGAAAAAAAAACCCAACAACGAUAUUUUGCCACUCAUUCAUUUUGUUCGCUUCAUCAUGAAAUUAACCGAUGAUAAUAAACAUUUUAAAUGAA